AUGGCGAGCGUUCAGCAAGGGGAGAAGCAGCUUUUUGAGAAGUUCUGGCGAGGAACCUUUAAAGCUGUGGCCACCCCGCGUCCCGAGAGCAUCAUUGUCGCCAGUAUCACGGCCCGCAAGCCUCUGCCAAGGACAGAACCCCAGAGCAGCCCUCUGGUUCCAGCUCAGGAUGGACCCUCGGAGAAGCUGAACCAGCAUCUGGCCACUGAGGCCUUGGGCACCAACAGCUGGGAGAGAGACAAGGCCUGCCGGGAGCUCAGUCCUGCCAGAGCACGAAGUGCCUCCCGAGACAAAGACUUGACGCCACCACCUUCCUCCAGGGGGAAGAAGAAAAAGAAGAAAUCCACCCGGAAGAAGAGAAGGAGGUCCCCGUCAUAUAGUCCAUCGCCUGUCAAGAAAAAGAAGAAGAAAGGCUCCAAAAAACAUAAGCGACACAGGUCGUUCUCCAAGAAGAGAAGGCACAGCUCCUCCAGCCCAAAAAGCAGAAGGAGGGAUGAGAAGAGGCACAAAAAACAAUCACGAAGCCGGCCCCGAAAAUCUCACCGUCACCGUCAUCACCAUUAUCCUUCCCGGUCCCAGAGCUCCGAGUCCCACUCCUCAAGCUGUGAGAGCAGGCACCGCGGCAGGUCCCCCGAGGAAGGGCGGAAGUCCCGCCGAAGGCACUCCCACCGCUGCUCCAGGACCCUCGGCAAGGCCAGCCCCGAGGCCCGCUCCAGCCACCCGCCCAGCCAGCCCCUCCGGAUGCUCAGCCUCCUGUCGGCCAGGGGUGUAAUCACUGGGUCGGGGUCUGCAGCUGACCUCUUUACCAAAACAGCCAGCCCGCUCACCACCUCCAGAGGACGCUCCCAGGAGUAUGACUCAGGCAAUGACACCUCUUCACCACCCUCCACGCAAAUCAGCUCAGCCAGGUCACGGGGCCAAGAGAAGGGGAGCCCCAGUGAGGGCCUCACCAAAAGCCGGGAGCUCAACUGUGGCAACACCUCUGAUUCAGGGAACUCCUUCACCACCUCCUCACCCCAGAACAAGGGGGCCGCUUUGGAGAAUCUCUCCCCCACCAGCAGGGGCAGAGAGUCAAGAGGAUUUCGGUCGCCAUGUCUGGAAUGCGCAGAAGUGAAGAAGUCCAGUUUGGUCCCAUCCACAGCCCGGAGCUCCCCCAUGAGAGGGUGCUCCCGCAGCCCCUCCUAUGCCAGCACCCGUUCUUCCAGCCACUCCUCCCGAUCCCCAAACCCCAGGGCUUCCCCCAGGUACACCCGAAGCCGAUCCACCUCCUCUGGAAAAAGGUCCUACUCGCGCUCUUCCAGCUAUUCCUCCAAGUCGGGCAAGAGGAGCCCACCCAGCAGAAGCUCCCGAUCGCGCCGCAGCCCCAGCUACUCGCGUUACAGCCCUAACAGGGAGCGGGACCCCAAGUACAAUGAGAAGGACUCCCAGCAGCGGGAGCGCGAGCGAGCGCGUCGGAGACGGCGGUCCUACUCGCCCAUGCGGAAGCGCCGGAGAGACUCCCCGAGCCACCUGGAGGCGCGGAGGAUAACCAGUGCCCGGAAACGCCCCAUCCCCUACUACCGGCCCAGCCCCUCCUCAUCCGGCAGCCUCAGCAGCGCCUCCUCCUGGUACAGCAGCAGCAGCCGCUCGGCCAGCCGCAGCUCUUCCCGCAGCCGCAGUUAUUCCCGCAGCCGCAGCCGCAGCCGCAGCCGGACCCGCACGAGCAGUGGCUCCAGCUCGCGCAGCCCCAGCCUGGGCUCCCGGAGCCGGAGCCGGAGCCGGAGCUACAGCUCAGCAGACAGCUACUCCAGCACGAGGCGCUAAGCAAGGGCCCUCCCUUGAGCCGGCUGCCUGCAGCGGGGCCCCUUUCACUCUGCCAGCCUCUCCCCCUUCCCUGCCCACCCUGCCUUCUCCUUGGGGACGGACCUUGCGGGCUCCUGGACCCUGUCCUUCCUGCUCUCCUGGGGAGGAGGAAAAGAGGGUACGGGGCCUUCAGCCUCUAUGUCAAGCCGCUAGGAGCCUCCACCAGCACCACCCCCGGGGCUCAACUCGGGCCUGGGCGGAUGGAGAGAACCACCCUCUGUUGGCACAAAAAACCUCAAGGUUCUGUAAGAAGCAAUGGGUCCGUGACUCCAACGCUUGGGCCUAGCCAGGAAAACAGAGUUCUGCUCACCCACUGCUCCUGGGAUGCCUAUGGAGGCACCUGCCCUCAUUCUCCCCUCAUUCAGCCUCCUGAGCGGGUGUGUGAACCCUCGUGGGAUGGGAGGUGAUGAGAGGAAACCAAGGGCAGUUAGGCCCAGGAGAGGGGGUCAGGCCUUUCACACACGCACGCACGCACGCACACGCACGCACACACACGCGCACGCACGCACACACCCCACGAAACAGGCCGGAGCAGAAGUAGAAGGCAAUCAGAGGGGGGAGAGAAGGGAUCUGAGUAGGGAUCACGGAGGUUUCAGUGGGGAGGAAGUGUCAGGAGAGAGGAAAGGGGUUCUCUGGUUGUGAGCAUAGACGCAAAAGGGCAGGGGUCAUUCUGCAGCACCCCCCCCCCAUUAUCUUGGCGUGGUCAGGAAAAGCAGUCCAGUAGGUUCUAGCAAUGGAGAGGCCCCCACAAGGCUUCGACAGCCUCUUGGCUGUUCACAGGGCCCCUGAACCUCCCUGAGAAAGGACACAGUAGACAGGACACCUUGGUCCACAGCCCCACAGCCCAGAUUUGCCUCAGCCCCCACUAGCUGGCACCAGCUUAAUUCCACGAGACCAUCUGCUGAACAUCCCCCAGUGCCAUGGCCAGCUGCCAGUCCCCAGCGCCGGCCAGUCUGGCCUUACCCUCCCGUUGGUGCCUGCCUGCCUGCCCCCUCCCCCGCGGCCCCGACGGCCACACCCUGGAGCCCACCCAAAGCAGCCGAGCAUCGGCUCACCCGCCCUCAGCCCCAGCCAACCCCUUUGCCUCUCAGGAAUUUUGCCAGGAUGGGGCACAGCAGCUCCGGUUUUGGGGGGAAAGACCCAAAUCCAGAGAGUGUGAGGGGACAGGGGCGUGGGUACUCCAGAGCCUGGGAUUCUCCUGGCUUCUGAGGCUUCUCUGUCAGCUCAAGCCCCACCUUCAUCUCGGCCCUCCCCCAAUCGUCCCUCCGCCCGGGGCUGGGCAGCACGGGUAAGCUGAUCUCCAACACACAAAUACCACCAGUUGCUUCAUCCACAGCAGGCACUGAGAACAGGGGUGUGAGGGAGAGGAUCCUUAAAAUAAACCCCUGGGCAUCCCCCUCACCAGCUGACUGGUUUUCCGGAGCCUUGUGGGUGAGUUUCAAGUUUGCGGCAGCAAGGGCAGCGGGACAGGGCACGGAGGGGGAUCGUGAGGGGGGACAGUUCCCAGCUCUGGAUACUGGGGCCGGCUACGGGGAAGCAGGGACCAAACACUCUUUAUCCUUCCCACCCGAAGGAAAACACUGGAACGAAAAAAUCCUUUUUCUCGAAAGCAGUGACCUGUCCCCCCAACUCCCAAUCUUUCCCAUUACAUCAGCCCAUGGGGCCAGAAACUGCCCUGCAACCACCCACAAGUCCUUCCUCCAUCAGGAGAGCCGAAAGCGAGGUGCCCCAGACAGCACUGGACGACCUGGCCUUCCCAUGAUGCCCUCUGGCCCAGCCCUGGGCCCCACCCGCCCAGACUGGCGGAUGCCGACGCUGUCACCGCAGAAGGCCGGAUGGCAGGUGCCUGGGACAGGGGCAGGUGCCCUGGGAGGGCAUGUACAGCAACUGUAAAUAACCCUCUUCCCUGCCCAGGAACGCAAACUGGGCUCCAGUCUCCCAUCAUGGAGCCACGGAACCUCAUUAGCGGGACAGCAGUGAGAGAGGCCCAAGAGCCUCCCAUCAGACUGCCUUCAGACAACUCUAGGGGACCAUUUUGCCUGGGGCUCCUAGCAA
Callorhinus ursinus (northern fur seal) is the source of this 3897-nucleotide messenger RNA. RefSeq names its product serine/arginine repetitive matrix 4 (gene SRRM4). Lineage: Eukaryota; Metazoa; Chordata; Mammalia; Carnivora; Otariidae. Gene Ontology annotation, molecular function: mRNA binding. Gene Ontology annotation, biological process: regulation of RNA splicing; neuron maturation; mRNA processing. Gene Ontology annotation, cellular component: nucleus. The record is from RefSeq and is a predicted model, not a curated record.